Molecule: messenger RNA, 1941 nt
Organism: Prunus persica (peach)
Lineage: Eukaryota; Viridiplantae; Streptophyta; Magnoliopsida; Rosales; Rosaceae
Product: myb-like protein AA
Exons: 3
Coding region: 258-1694 (478 amino acids)
Biological process (GO): regulation of DNA-templated transcription
Cellular component (GO): nucleus
Molecular function (GO): DNA-binding transcription factor activity, RNA polymerase II-specific; RNA polymerase II cis-regulatory region sequence-specific DNA binding
Source: RefSeq, a predicted model, not a curated record
CUCUCUCUGUCUCUCUCCUCCAACUCCCUAUACAGACAGAGUCAGUGAGACUGAGAUGAGAGGCCGUGUAGUGUAGGUUUCUGAACACUAUUUGCUAUUUUUGCUGUUUCUAGUUUUCCUUCUUGCAACACUGCAAAACAAGUCCUUUCUCUUCCACCAGCUGUCUGUCAUUUUUGUGCUAUAAUAAUUUUUAUUUCCACAGUCGAUUGUUUUUCCCUCUUUUCAAGGCCAUUAUAAGAUGACUUUGUAACAGUUCGAUGUUAACCAUUAGCAUUUGUGACAAGAAAGGAAAUGAAGGCAUGGCAAACAAUGGGGCUAUAUAUGUAACAGAAAACCCAAAUGCCUUCAGCUGCUUCUCCUCUGCUCCCUCCUUUUCCUCUUCUUCUCCCUCUUGUUCAAUGGGAAUGGUUUAUGCAGAUAUGGGCUCUCUUUCACUUAGUUCCAACUAUGGCGUUGUUUCAUCUGUUUCUUCUCAGGAGAGUAGCUAUAUCUCAAAGCUUUCUGAAGUGGAAAAUGGGAGGGGGUUUUGGGGUUUUCCUCCUAUGGGGAACUGCAACAACAGAAGCUCUGAGGACUACCACCACAACACUGACAUUGGUGACGGUAAGGGCUCAGAUAGCAGCAGUGAUCAUGAGAGUGGGGAAAAUAAUCAGACUUGUAUGAAUGAUCAGAAAGCCAACCUAAUAAACCAUGAGAAGUACCCUAAUGAGAAUGUGGUGAUUGGUGGGAAGGAAACAGAAAGUGGGCAGUCAAAACAUUGUGCCAGAGGGCAUUGGAGGCCUGCAGAAGAUUCCAAGCUCAAGGAACUUGUCGCUCUUUAUGGCCCUCAGAAUUGGAACCUCAUAGCAGAGAAGUUGGAAGGAAGAUCAGGUAAGAGCUGUAGACUAAGAUGGUUUAACCAGUUGGACCCAAGGAUCAACAGAAGAGCUUUUACUGAAGAAGAAGAAGAUAGACUAAUGCAAGCUCAUAGAGUAUAUGGAAACAAAUGGGCCAUGAUAGCUAGGCUCUUUCCUGGAAGAACUGAUAAUGCUGUCAAGAACCAUUGGCAUGUUAUAAUGGCCAGGAAGUACAGAGAACAAUCCAGUGCUUACAGGAGGAGGAAGCUCAGUCAAACUGUUUACAGAAGAAUGGAGGAAGAUCCAAGCUUCAAUGUCUCAAGGAGUACAGAGCCUCCAUCUUAUUGUAGUCUCAAUCUCCCCCACAAUGGAGGUCUCAGCAAUAGCACUUUAUCUCCUUUCUCAUAUGGAACAAGCUAUAAUGGUGUUGUUGGUUGGGGGGUUGACUAUUAUGGCUCAAAUGGCUCACCCAACAUGACCAGUGCGGAAGAAGAAGAAACAAUCCCAAGCAAAAAAGUCCUUCCUUUCGAAUUCUUCCCCGGUACCAAGAGGAAUGAGGGGGUGAUGGGGAUGGUGAGCCAGAGCAGAUCUUGGGAUAGUUCAAGUGAUAUUGAGGGUCAUUUAUGUAACCUGCAUCCUCACCAUCAACCAUACAUGAUGGCAAUGCAACAGGCAAACUACCACAACCUUCUUCACAGUUACUCAGAUUCAUCAGUAUCAGCAUCACCACGUCAAGUUUCAGCCAGCAAACCCUCACCAUCAGCUGCUGCUGCUGCAGAUGAGGACAGAGUUGGUGGCAGCCACCAUGAGACCCUUCCACCACCAUUCAUUGAUUUUCUUGGGGUAGGAGCCACAUGAAGUUAGAAGCCAAGAAAAGCUGAAAAGGGUUUUUCACUUAAUCAUCAGAAAAGGGGCUCAAUGUGGUUGUGGUCCAAGAAAACUAUGAAGCCAUUAGAGGUAAAAGAGAAAGGAUUGUUGUUUUAGUUCUCGCUGACAUUGAAGAAUCUGCAUCAGUCCCUUUAAGUCAUAUCCCACCAUCUUUUUCUAUGUACCCCCCAAACUCUCGCAUGAGACCCUUGCCAAAAGGUGAAACAAAUAAAUUAGA